Messenger RNA from Colletotrichum paranaense, 492 nucleotides. RefSeq lists its product as uncharacterized. The transcript is spliced from 2 exons. The record is from RefSeq and is a predicted model, not a curated record. Lineage: Eukaryota; Fungi; Ascomycota; Sordariomycetes; Glomerellales; Glomerellaceae. The annotation marks the transcript as partial.
UAUGCCGGCCCAACUUUUCCUGCCCAGUCGGUCCGUUGCACACCAACAACGACGCUUAUCGCGAAGGGAGCACCUGUUGGCCGAGCUUCACUCCGACCUUCGUCAUCGGCUUUGCGGGCCACUUCCCAGAGCCAACAAGCCCUGAGGGAAUUAUCCGCUAUCCGCUGCUGUACGCAUACUACAGGCACGGAGAAGGAAUAUGCGGCGUACGACGUGCCUUUGCAGAAAACGUGGCGAGCCAGGAUCAACAGCCCAAACCUCUUUGGUUUUGUCCCUCUUUUCCUUUUGGCUUCUUGUCCCUUCCUCUGCGUCUCUCGCUUGCUGCUUGCUGCUUUUCUUGAUACUGAACGGGAUGUCAAAUCCGAACAGUCCCCCACAGACCUCGCCUCCCUGCUCCACCUGCUCACCGGCAAUCAACAGCGUCCAUGUCUCGCCCGGUUGUCGCCGGAUCAAGACAGUAAAGAUCAUCUCUCCACCACCCGUCAGAUGUAA